AUGUCUCCCGCAUCCAUAUUUCUUAUCAAGCCAGCACGCAGCGAUAAAAUUCUAACCAAUCAGUUGGCAACCGCUUGGGAGUUGGCAUCGAGCAUCUCGAUUCGGAAGCAACGAGCAGACUCUUGUCUUUUGUGCGUGUGUGUGUGCGUGCGCGCACGCCUGGGUAUUUUUCAUUUCUUUUCUGAUUUCUCACUCUACCUUUCUUUAUCUCUCCAUUCAUCUCCCUUCGGCGUGUUCUUCCCACUGCAAUUCACUUUCCCUCUUUUUCCUUCUCUCUAUCUUUCUCCUUUUGAUUCCACUGUUACUAUCACACACUCACUUUUUCCAUCUAUCUCUCCAUUCUAUCCUCUCUUUUCGAUCUCUCUCAUUUUUAUCUUAGCACACAUACUCUCUCUCUCUGUCUCUAUCUAUCUAUCUAUCUAUCUAUCUAUCUAUCUAUCUAUCUAUCUGAGUAUGUUAUCUAUCUAUCUAUCUAUCUAUCUAUCUAUCUAUCUAUCUAUCUGCUCUCAGGCAUCGCUUUUUUAA
Messenger RNA from Acanthosepion pharaonis, 525 nucleotides. The record is from the annotation of a GenBank genome assembly. Lineage: Eukaryota; Metazoa; Mollusca; Cephalopoda; Sepiida; Sepiidae.